Molecule: messenger RNA, 1995 nt
Organism: Trematosphaeria pertusa
Lineage: Eukaryota; Fungi; Ascomycota; Dothideomycetes; Pleosporales; Trematosphaeriaceae
Product: phophatase 2C family protein-like protein
Exons: 3
Coding region: 50-1816 (588 amino acids)
Biological process (GO): protein dephosphorylation
Molecular function (GO): protein serine/threonine phosphatase activity
Source: RefSeq, a predicted model, not a curated record
CCCCCAACUUCCGCUAUCCCAGAUCGCAUUGCCAGCCAGGCUAUCGCAAAUGCGUCGGGUGGCCGUUCAAGCCUUUCGAUCCGCCCGUCGCCCGUGCCUGCGCAAGGUCCCUCGCAGCCGUGCCAUCGCCUUCUUCCCCAGCAAUGGGCUAGGGCAACGAUACCUCUCGCGCCAGCGUGCCUCGUCAACCCUCCUGACCUCGUCCAUGCAACUGCGGACCUUUACCGGUGCCCUGGUCGCUGCCGCCGUCGCCUCGGGCGCCUUCUACGCCUACCGGGGCACCCAGCCUGUCAGCAGCGCGACUACCGCAGAGCAGCUCAGAAGCGCGAGCAGUGACGCCGGAGAGCCGACGCGGAGAGCGCUGGUCGUUGAUCAAGGCUCGCUAUAUACCGGCACAAUCCCCGGAACCGGCCCGCUGUCCAAGGAGACGGACGACUACGGUAGGAAGGUGCUGGAGAUGCUCACCCCGGAGCAGGCGACCGAGAAGCUGAGGAAGAACGAGGAGUCAUGGAUCGUCGGCCGAGGACAGGGCGUGGUGCGAUACGAUGUGGUUCAGAUUCCAAGCAAUGAUCCCAUCGAAGAUGACCACGCCGAGAAGAUCAUCGAGGUGCCGCAGAACCUGGCAGCUACGGAGAAGGGCGCUACCUCGAGCGACUGGAUGUUCUGGGGUGUGUUUGACGGCCAUAGCGGCUGGGUCACAUCCGCCAAGCUUCGCCAGACGCUGAUAUCGUUUGUCGCACGCGAGCUCAACACUACCUACAAGUCGGCGCUCGAAGACCCUUCGCUGCGCUUCCCGACCCCUGAAUCUAUUGACAAGGCCAUCAAAGCUGGGUUCCUAAAGCUUGAUAAUGAGAUUGUGCAUGAGUCGGUCAAACAGGUGAAGAAGGCCCAGUCUAAGGGUGUGGCUGCUGAGCUCCUCGCUCCCGCUCUCGCUGGGUCUUGUGCUCUGCUCUCGUUCUACGACAGCAGCUCAAAGCUGCUCAGGGUUGCGUGCACAGGCGACUCGCGCGCCGUGCUGGGACGACGGGGACCAAAUGGAAAAUGGACAGCGACCCCACUCUCCGAAGACCAAACGGGAGGCACUGUCAGUGAGGCUGAACGGCUACGCAAAGAGCAUCCUGGGGAACCCAAUGUCGUCCGAAACGGCCGCAUUCUUGGAGGCCUUGAACCCUCGCGUGCCUUCGGCGAUGCCUACUAUAAGUGGUCGCUGCAAACGAACGAGGAGCUAAAGAAAUUCUACUUCUCACGAACGCCCUCGCACCUGCUUAAGACGCCUCCUUACGUUACUGCGGAGCCAGUCGUCACUACGACUAAGGUGGAGCCUGAGAAGGGCGACUUCGUUGUGAUGGCCACGGAUGGCCUCUGGGAAAUGCUUACUAACGAAGAAGUGGUCGGUCUAGUCGGGCAAUGGCUCGAUACGCAGGGUGGUGCGAACGGGCAAAACGCGCAGACGCAAUCUUGGUUGAAGAGCUGGUUCUCCACUCAGAAGACAUUGCCCGUCGAACAGAAAGGUUCUUCCGAUAGCACAGGUCAACGUGCGCCCAUCCGCCAACAACAGUGGGGCUUGAACGCCCUCAACGAGCGUUUCGUAGUCGAGGACAAGAACGCAGCAACACAUCUCGUGCGCAAUGCGCUGGGUGGAAACGACAAGGACCAAUUAUCCGCUCUCCUCACCCUCCCGAGUCCGUUCUCUAGGAGAUAUAGGGACGACUUGACUGUAGAAGUCAUCUUCUUCGGCGACGGACCCGUGACUGGAAAUGUCACGCUAAACAAAGAGGCUAGCGCUCCCGGUCCUGAGGUCAAGGCCAAGCUAUAAGCGUCGCGACAGAUGAUCGAUACCCCGGUUCGACCCUUGCGGACCAGCAUGCAUCUGCGUUCAACAUGGCGUUUCGGUUUGCUCCUCGCUGCUCUCGAUCCAGCGGCGUCAAGGUAUGGACAUAGUAAGCGGGAAGACUUUUGGACAUGUAGGACUAUCUCGAUUUAGAAGCGCAUGUA